AUGGCCUACGCGUGUCCAACUCACAGGGACGGUUCCCUGACGAAACCUGUAAGCAGCCCCCGUUAUGCUCUGGCAUCUCCGGAUGUCACAGUCACACAGGUGCGCAAGUCUGCUGGCUUUUGCCCGACUCGCAGGGACGCUUCUGUGCCGACACCUGAGAGCAGCCUUCCCUACACCACCCCGGCAAUGCCUACUUUGCUUACUUCUGAACCAGCGACUGUGGUGGACUCCUCUUGUGCUGAGCCAGAGAAUCCUCCUCAGCUCCAGCUGGUCUCACGUGAGCAAAGCCGUGAUGGUCCGGCGCCGCCCACAAAGCUGCUGACGGAGCCAUUGCGCCAGGCGUCCCAGCCUUCCCAGGUCCGCCAGGUUCCUACCCUGUUGCAGCGCAGGUUGACGGAGCCGCUGAGCCAGGCGUCCCAGGCUUCCCAAGUACUGCAGGUUCAGGUCACUUCCCGGUCGCUGCGCAGGCCCUUGGUGCCGUUGCGCAAGGUGUCCCAGGCUCCGCAGGUUCAGGUCAAUUCCGGGUCGCAGCGCAGGCUGGUGCCGUUGCGCAAGGUGUCCCAGGUGCCACAGGCUCAGGUCACUUCCCGGUCGCAGCGCAGGCUGGUGUCGUUGUGCAAGGUGUUCCAGGUUCCGCAGGUUCAGGCCACAUCCCGGUCGCAGCGCAGGCUGGUGCCGUUGCGCAAGGUGUCCCAGGUUCCGCAGGUUCAGGUCACUUCCCGUUCCCAGCGCAAGCCGGUGCCGUUGCGCAAGGUGUCCCAGGUGCCACAGGUUCAGGUCACUUCCCCGUCGCUGCGCAGGCUGGUGCCGUUGCGCAAGGUGUCCCAGGUGCCACAGGCUCAGGUCACUUCCCGGUCGCUGCGCAGGCUGGUGCCGUUGCGCAAGGUGUCCCAGGUUCCGCAGGUUCAGGUCACUUCCCUGUCGCUGCGCAGGCUGGUGCCGUUGCGCAAGGUGUCCCAGGUGCCACAGGCUCAGGUCACUUCUCGGUCCCAGCACUGGCUGGUGCCGUUGCGCAAGGUGUCCCAGGUUCCGCAGGUUCAGGUCACUUCCCAUUCUCAGCGCAAGCCGGUGCCGUUGCGCAAGGUGUCCCAGGUGCCACAGGCUCAGGUCACUUCCCGGUCGCUGCGCAGGCUGGUGCCGUUGCGCAAGGUGUCCCAGGUGCCACAGGCUCAGGUCACUUCCCGGUCGCAGCGCAGGCUGGUGCCGUUGCGCAAGGUGUCCCAGGUUCCGCAGGUUCAGGUCACUUCCCGGUCGCUGCGCAGGCUGGUGCUGUUGCGCAAGGUGUCCCAGGUGCCACAGGCUCAGGUGUCCAAGGUUCCGCAGGUUCAGGUCACUUCCCUGUCGCAGCGCAGGCUGGUGCUGUUGCGCAAGGUGUCCCAGGUCAAGGUCUCCCACCAGCGCUGCAACAAUAGUGUGCAUGUUGUGCAGCCUUUCCUGACGACCACUGUGCCUGCCAUGCUUGACUCAGUCUUUAACCCUCAUGAGUUUGGGCUUGGAUGCUUGGAAUUAGAGUGGGGUCAGCUAGGACAUCUUCACCACACAACUCUACAGGCCCUCCAGGACCUUGAGUGCUUCCUUGUGCAAAAGCCCAUUCACGAGCUCGCCCUGUACACUGAUGGCUCCUAUGACCCACGCACUGGGAUAGCUGCCUGGGCUGUCUGCGCGUUGGCGCGUCAAGCGCACGGUUGGUGCUUCGUUGGUUUUGCCGCCAAUGCUCUCCCUGAUGAGCACAAAACAGAGGUAGGACAGCAAGGUCUCUCCCAUCAAGCUGAGCUUUAUGCGCUUGCUGCUGCGUUGGUCCUGGUAGGUUCGGUUGCAGACAUACCAGCCAGCAUCGGUUAUGAUGCCAAAGCGGCAGCGACGAUUGCGCAGGCCAUAGCUUGGCCCAAGCAGUCUGAUCGGCUGUCUGAGGCACUAGCGCUGCUUGCGCACCUUGCAACAAGCCGAGCACCAAGGCUCGACUGGCACCACGUUUCCAGCCACACAGGCAACCCUUUCAACGAAUUUGUGGAUGUUGCUGCCAAAAGAGCUGUGCAGGGCAAAUGCCGCCACCCAAUCCUGCAGGACCACAUCGUCAAUGUUGUGCUCAGCACUGAGUUCCAAUGGUGUUGGUUGCAUGACAAUGCCAUUGUGCCUUCCCAUGCCGUACCGCCGGUUGAUGAGGCAGGCACCAUGAGACCUAUUCAGGGAAAGCCCAGCAGUCAUCCGUCUCUGUGCACGUGGCCGAACCUUGACAGACGCCGUCAUGUCAAGCCUAACUUGCGUUGCAAAACCCAGAAGAUGCCGCCAGUCAUGACCUGGCAGCUCCGCAUGGCCACUUACAACACACUGUCUCUCCAAUCCUUGGCGCAGAGGCACACAAUUGCCACCUUGUUCGCGCAGCGGGAUGUCCACCUCAUAGGGUUGCAGGAAUGUAGGUAUACGCCCGCCGAGCCUAGGUCUAGGCAGGGAGAGUAUCAUGUCUACGCUGGUCCCAAUGAUGCUGGCCAGUUUGGGUGCCAGCUCUGGGUCAAAGCAGAUUGUCCUUUCGCGCAGAGCCAUACUGGAGAGGCAGUGCAGUUCUGUCCUUCACAAGCCUCCAUCCUUGUCGCUGAGCCUAGACUCCUGGUUGUCUUGCUUGAUUUAGGAAGCAUGGCCAUGGCGUGUGUAGUGGGGCAUGGCCCUACUGCUGCAGCUGGAACAGAAAUAGUCACGGCGUGGUGGAACAGGCUGGACAGCUGUCUGCGAAUGAUACCACGCAAAUUCCGGCCUUUCCUUUUCCUGGACGGCAACGCCAGGUUCCAACAAGGGCCAGCGGGCGGUGAUACACUUGCGGCGCAACCUCAGAAUCUGCCUGCAACGAUGCUGAGGGAGACUGCCCUUCGACAUUCUUUUGGCUGCAGUGCUCAAGUUGAUGAGUGCCCUAGACCGGUAGUGUCUUGGGUCGGUGGUAAAGGCAAAACAGGGUGCAUUGACUACCUGCUUGUGCCGGACAGCUUAAGAAACGGCUUUAAGACUGAGGGCAGUUGGGGCGACUUCCCCACUAUCCACGGGCCUGAUCACGUGCCAGUUGUUGCACGUGUUCAAUGGACAGACGCGGCUUUGCCUACCUGUAGCCCUAUGUCCAUUGACAGAGCUGCAAUGCUCACCCCUCAUGGCAGAGAAGAAGUCGUCAGAAUCAUGCAGUCAGCGCCUUGCUUGCCAUGGACUGCUCACGCCGACGACUAUCUCCAUGAACUUAACUCAUACCUUGGCACGCAGCUAGCCGCAUCUUUCCCACUUCACAGGCAGCGACCCCGACAGCCAAGCAUUUCUGACCACACAUGGAGCUGGAUCAGACACCGACGGGCACUGCGGCGCCAGUUGCACCGCAUUCGAAGCAUGCAAAAUCUUCAAAGACUUCGUAGGUGCUUCCAAAGCUGGCGUAGGAACAGAACUGAACGCGACCAUGCAGAGAGGUGGAGCCUUCUGCAAGCAAGAGUCGGCCAGAUGAUACGCGCAGCCACUUCCCAGAUCCGCGUGCAGAUGCGCAGAGACACGGCUGCGCACGUCCGGGCCGCUUUCGCCGAGGCGCGCGCAGACGGCCCCGAAGCUGUCGCUCGCUUGCUCCGCAACACCUUGCGUACGGGUCGAUCCUAUAGGCCGUUGAGGGUCGCGCCUGCGCUUGAAGUUGAUGGGCAGGUUGUCGCAGGCCAAUCAGCUGUCGAAAGAACUUUCGCAGAAUACUUCGCGGCUGCUGAAAAGGCGCAGGAGAGCACCAGAGCUGAGCUAGAUGCGCUGCCCAGCGCGGCCCUUGGGCCUGUCGACGCCGACAACACUCCGAGCUUGAUGCAACUUGCGGGACGUUUUGCAAUGAUGAAGCGCAACAAAGCCACUGGGAUUUCCAAGAUCCCGGCGGAAGCCUUCCGCGCCGCUCCCAUACAUGCAGCAGCGCUCCACUUCCCCUUGCUACUACGCAUGGCUGUUGGGCGAGAAGCACCUUUCUUGUGGAGCGGCGGGUUGAGUGUCCCGCUGCCGAAGCCAGCUAAGCCGCUCAAAGAGCUCAAUGGGUGGCGAAGCGUGAUGUUACAUGAGGUUGCCUGUAAAGCAGUAGGACAGACCUUCAGGCCCUUGCUUGUCCGACAUUUCCUUCAGCUGGCGUCCGAGGCCCAGUGUGGAUCCCAGCGUAGUGUGCCCCUUGCGCUUCCGAUGGUGCACGUACGUGCUCACCUGCAGCACCUUCAGGCCAAAGGCAAGUCCGGCGCCAUCCUCUUCAUUGAUUCCAAAGAUGCCUACUACAGCGUCAUUAGGAAUUUUUUGUUCAAGGAUGGGGCGAUUCGUUCUCAAGCCAGUCUUGCAGACAUGAUACAGCGCGUUCACCCCUGUCCGGACAAACAGCGCGAGCUUGCUGCAGCACUAGUUGGACCGGGACUGCUUGCCGAUGCGCCGCCCGCGCUGGUCAACUAUGUGAAAGGCACCCUCACCAAUGCAUGGUUCACCACUGCCGCCGAUGCCAGCAUUCUAAUGUCUACUGCCACUGGUACCUCUCCUGGUGCCCCUCUGGCUGAUGCCCUCUUUCAAGUAAUUUUCACUACAGUGCUGGAUGGCCUUCGAAGUCGGCUGAGCAACGCGGGACUUGACGUGCUCGCUGAUGAUGGGUCUAGCGCGCCACAUCCGACAUGGGCUGAUGAUGUGGCCGUGCCGCUCCUCAGUGACAGGGCAGAUGAAGUACCAAGUGCUGUCCAGCAAGCCGCCGUGACUGCGCACGAAGAAAUGAGCAAGGUGGGCCUGCAUAUGAACUUCGACAGAGGCAAGUCAGAAGCGAUGCUCAUACUUAGGGGUCCAGGGUCUCGACGGCUCCGACAGCGCCUUCUCAGCCCCAAGAAGCCCUUUCUGCCUGUUACCCUACAGAAUGGAGUGCAGGUUCAACUGGCGCUGACGCAGUCUUAUGUGCACUUAGGAGGCUUAGUGACGGAUGAUGGCAAGUACAUGCAGGACAUCGAUCGCAGACAUGCGCUCGCCGCUGCAAAUUUCAAUGCCUUCAGAAGGGCCAUUCUUUACAACUCCGCCUUGACAGUGAUCGACAAAGGGCAGCUGUUCCAUUGCUUGGUGCUGACAAGGUACAUGCAUGGCAUGGGACAGUGGAUCCUCGACAAGCGCGCGAUGGCUCGCCUUAGGUCCCAUGUGUAUGGGUGGUACCGAAAGAUGACGCGACCGCUUACAGGGUUCUCCUCUCGAGGCUUGACUGAUGCGGAGGUCUGCGCCCUUACCGGACUCUUCCCGGUAGAGGUCCAUGUGACGGCGGCCAGAGCCAUGCAGCUGCACACGAUCGCGACGCAGGGACCGGGCUACCUGUGGUCGAUCCUUCAAGCGGCCCCGGAGUGGCUAGACGCUGCCCUCAAUGCACUCCGUGAGGCUGCCUGUGACACUGAGGCAGGCAUAGAGCUGCCGCAGGCAAGAGCAGAAGCGCUACACUUUCUGCAUGGACACCUGACGUGGCUUCGACGUUUGCCUGCUGCGCUGAAGCGGCAAGCUGGCCGAAAACAAGCUGAGGCGCGCAACAGCCUUGUUCGCAAAGCGAGAGACCUGUGUCGCUUGCACGAUGAAGGCGGUGGGAUCUUCAGCCUGCCGGCUGCUUCUGGCCACUCUGGCUUCCUAUGUGUCGUUUGUGGUGGUCUUUUCUCCACGCGCGCUGCGUUGUGCUCUCACCUCUCCCGAAGACAUAUGCAUGCGAGCUCCACAGCUCACAUUGCAGGUACGCGAUGCGCAGUGUGUUCCAUGGAGUUUUGGACCACGCCCAGGCUUCGCCUCCAUUUGAGAAAAGCCCCCAAAUGCCUCACAGCACACAUUGAGGCUGAUCUGAGCUUUCUGAGUACAGAGCAUAAAUGUGAGAUCAGCUUGAGCCGCAAGCCCGCCGUGCGCACGCCCGGCCCCACGCCCUUCUGGGCCUGCAUGCGACCAGCUGCGACACCGCAGGAGAUGCCUAAGCCGCUGGAUCCACUUGUUUUUGUUUGGAGUGUUGCUGUAAGACAUGCUAACGACUCCACGACAUGCCUCAAGGAAAUUGUAGAGUUCCUCCUGUUGCUUCCUGAAACGGUUCCCGCGCAGGAAAUUCUUGAAGCUUGCCCACUAACUGUUUUGUUGAAUCCCACGACGGCUGAGAAAUUGGCCAGCCUCGUGCAGCUUGGUACCCACAUCGUGGCAUGGCGCCGGAGAGGUGGCAAUGCACACUUUCGUGAGGGACCAUUUCAGGUAACGUGCCAAGGCGACAGGGUGAUGGUGACCAUCGCCUAG
This is a messenger RNA of Symbiodinium natans, 6252 nucleotides long. NCBI's taxonomy places the organism in Eukaryota, Dinophyceae, Suessiales, Symbiodiniaceae. The record is from the annotation of a GenBank genome assembly.